This is a messenger RNA of Penicillium oxalicum, 1503 nucleotides long. RefSeq lists its product as uncharacterized. Bases 1 to 1503 code for a protein of 500 amino acids. NCBI's taxonomy places the organism in Eukaryota, Fungi, Ascomycota, Eurotiomycetes, Eurotiales, Aspergillaceae. The transcript has 4 exons. The record is from RefSeq and is a predicted model, not a curated record.
AUGGCGAACAUCACUAAAUUUCCUGUCCAGUCAAAUAUCGAGCACGACGUGCAAGCCCAAGACGGGCACGAAUCUGGAGAACCGGAAACUUCCAAGCUCGCAUUUUGGAGCCGACAGGGGCAAGUGUCUCGAUCUCUGAUCUUUAACCUCGCAACUUUCUCCCUGCCGGCUCUAUACAGCACCCUCAGCAAGCUGUGGGUGGCACGUAUAGAUUCGAGCCUUGUGGUGUUAACGGAUAUCUACACCUACAUCGGCAUCAUUUCGGAAGUCUUGAAUGAAGCAUUUCCCCGGUCAGCUUGGAAUGUGAUCGGAGAUUCCAACACACGGUCAGUUGGCCCACGGUUACAUUUGGCUCACACCUUGAUAUUGGUCACGGCCAUUCAAGGGUUCGUUCUGACGAUUGUGUUUCUUGCCUACCCGCAAUGCCUGGCGUCAGCCUUUGUCCCAGAGGAGGCCAGAGACACGUCUAUUGUCUAUGUGCGAUUAUCGGUGGUUCAGUUUUUGACCUCGGCCACCGAGGCAGCUCUGUCUUCCUCGACUCGAGCUCUUGACAAUCCCGAUGUCCCGUUGGUCCUCAGUUCAGCCAAGUUUGUUCUCAAUAUGGUACUGGAUCUGUUGCUUGUCUCCAACUUCCAUGUUAUGAAGCAAAAGCCCACUUUGAUCACUCAAGGUGUAGUGAGACUAGCAUGUGAUGUGAUCUCCGUGCUCGCUGGUCUGUUCUACUUUUACUUUGUUGUGGUACGCAAAGCGCAAAAAGAAGCAGAGGGAUCUCAUAGAAUAACGCCGACAUUUGCGGCGUUCAGGACGCUCUUGAGACCCAGCGCCUACACUUUUGCAGAGUCUACAAUUCGAAAUGCAAUCUAUCUUUGGUUAGUCAAUCGCAUUAUACAAAUGGGAGAGGUCUAUGCUACUGCGUGGGGUGUCUUCAACACCAUCCGCUGGGGCUUGGUCAUGGUCCCCGUUCAAGCAUUGGAAUCGUCGACGCUGGCCUUUGUGGGCCAUGCUUGGGGAGCCUUUCGCGCAGCGUCGGAUACUAAUCACCCGACAGCUUCGCGGAAGGAAAUUCUGACGAUUGUCCGACCGGCACUGUUAUCGUGUGUCAUGGCUGCGGGAUUUGAAACAGUCAUAUGCAUUGCCCUUUCUGUUCAUGGCAUUCAAAAUUUCGCCCACUAUCUAUCUCAGUCGAACGACGUGGCGGCAGUCACUCAGGAAAUGUGGCGAGCAAUUGACUGGACCUAUAUUUUCUACGCAGUCAACUACCAGCUCGCAGCGAUCUUACUGGCAGCUUCGCCUCGUUGGUAUUUAUACCAGGCUCUCGGAUCAAACUUCCUAUGGAUGCUUCCAUGGGCUAUAGUCAUGACUUUAAGUGCGUUGCCCAGGUCCGAGGCGUGGUUAUACUACGCUAUCAUAUUUGGCGGAGCCAUGGUCUUUGAUUUUGUCGAUGUCGCUCUCACACUUUCUCUCUGGAUCUGGAGGUUGUCCAAGGGGCGUCUGAGAGUUUAG